This is a messenger RNA of Haliaeetus leucocephalus (bald eagle), 2182 nucleotides long. RefSeq names its product SWI/SNF related, matrix associated, actin dependent regulator of chromatin, subfamily e, member 1 (gene SMARCE1). Bases 127 to 1365 code for a protein of 412 amino acids. The record is from RefSeq and is a predicted model, not a curated record. Gene Ontology annotation, molecular function: nuclear receptor binding; nucleosomal DNA binding. Gene Ontology annotation, cellular component: SWI/SNF complex. The transcript has 11 exons. Gene Ontology annotation, biological process: negative regulation of DNA-templated transcription. Lineage: Eukaryota; Metazoa; Chordata; Aves; Accipitriformes; Accipitridae.
AGGCGCCCUCCUCCUCCGCCUCCUCCUCACCGCCGCCUCGGCCUGGUGGGGAACAAAGGGAGCGCGGCUGCCGCCGGAGCGGAAGUACAAAUAUAAUGUCAGGUGGCUGAAAAAUUGCCUAUCAAAAUGUCAAAAAGGCCAUCUUAUGCCCCACCUCCUACCCCAGCUCCUGCAACCCAAAUGCCCAGCACACCAGGGUUUGUGGGAUACAAUCCAUACAGCCAUCUGGCCUACAACAACUACAGGCUGGGAGGGAACCCGGGCACCAACAGCCGGGUCACGGCUUCCUCUGGUAUUACCAUUCCAAAGCCCCCCAAACCCCCAGACAAGCCCCUGAUGCCCUACAUGAGGUACAGCCGGAAGGUCUGGGACCAAGUGAAGGCGUCCAAUCCUGAUUUGAAGUUAUGGGAAAUUGGCAAGAUUAUUGGAGGAAUGUGGCGAGAUCUCACUGAUGAAGAGAAGCAAGAGUAUUUGAAUGAAUAUGAAGCUGAAAAGAUAGAGUACAAUGAGUCCAUGAAGGCCUACCAUAACUCUCCUGCAUACCUUGCCUACAUCAACGCAAAAAGUCGUGCUGAGGCUGCAUUGGAAGAAGAAAGCCGACAAAGGCAGUCACGCAUGGAGAAGGGUGAACCUUACAUGAGUAUACAGCCAGCAGAAGAUCCAGAUGAUUACGACGAUGGAUUUUCUAUGAAGCACACAGCCACAGCUCGUUUCCAAAGAAACCAUCGUCUCAUCAGUGAGAUACUGAGUGAAAGUGUGGUGCCCGAUGUCCGCUCUGUUGUCACUACAGCUAGAAUGCAAGUUCUUAAACGCCAGGUUCAGUCUUUAAUGGUUCAUCAGCGUAAACUAGAAGCUGAGCUUCUGCAAAUUGAAGAGCGUCACCAGGAAAAGAAGAGGAAGUUUUUGGAAAGCACAGAAUCCUUUAACAACGAGCUUAAAAGGUUAUGCAGUUUGAAGGUGGAAGUAGACAUGGAAAAAAUUGCAGCUGAAAUUGCUCAAGCUGAGGAACAGGCUCGCAAGAGGCAGGAGGAAAGGGAAAAAGAAGCAGCUGAGCAAGCUGAACGCAGUCAAAAUAAUAUAGCAGCUGAGGAAGAACAGGCAGCUAACAAGAUAGAGGAGAAGAAAGAAGAGGAGAGUGCUCCAAUGGAGACAGAAGAGCCUCACCCAGAAGAGAGCACAGAAAACCAGCAGAAUGGUGAAGAAGGAACAUCUACCCCAGAUGAUAAGGAGAGUGGCCAAGAAGGGGUCGAUAGCACUGCAGAGGAGGGAACCAGUGAUAGCAACACUGGUUCAGAGAGCAAUAGUGCAACAGUUGAAGAGCCUCCUGCAGACCCUAUCACUGAGGAUAGCGAGAAGAAAGAAUAAAUAAUGACUCAUUUCAUGUGUCUCUUUUUAAUGAAGUACUGUUUUGAUUUCAAAAUGUGCUACAUGGCUUUUGUAUCUUCCUUGCCUGUAUCACUUGUCUCCAAAGGAUACUGGGUUUUAAUAAUGUCAGAUUAUCAGCACAGCGACAUAAAGGGGCCUUUAGAGACGAAGGGGAUCUUGCAACAGACAGAAAACCUCAUGUGUCUAAACACAGCUGUUAGAAUAUGGAGAGGUACUUACUAUUGCUUGGGAUUUCUUCCCUAGAAAGAUAAGCAUUGGUUUUGGUUUUUGUAUUAGAAGUCAGGCCUUCUCCCUUUCUUCUAGUUACAUGACAACAGUGAAAAUGUAGUUGUUCUCAAAGGCCCUUCUUGUUCAUUUGUGGCUGAGGUGAGAUGCGGAUGUGAGUCACCUCUCUGCCGUAGCCCUCCUGACCUGGCUUUACUGAGGGGCUGCCUCUGCCCCAACAUCUGGUUAGUGCAGCAUGAGGUCUGCAGCCGGGAUGCUGGUGCUGUGGCCAUGGAGGCUGAUGAAGUAGCACAGUUGAGAAAUGUGGUUAAUGACACUCGCUUUCUAGAGAGGUCAGAGUGUUACUGAGGCGUCUUAAAGUUGACAUUAGUAUUAAGCAAAGACAUGAUGCCUGUACUGGUAUCACCUAGAGCAUCUCCUUCAUCUAACAAAUCCAAAAAAACCCACAGCAGUCUAGCACACGUUGCCACCACUGCUUCAGUUCUUGCCGGUGAGGAUGUUUACUGCAGCUGCCCAUUCUUUGCUUUUACAGAAAGCAUUCAGUACUCAAGAGUGGUGCUCCUAAAUAAGG